This is a messenger RNA of Danio aesculapii, 1658 nucleotides long. RefSeq names its product selenoprotein U 1a (gene selenou1a). The record is from RefSeq and is a predicted model, not a curated record. NCBI's taxonomy places the organism in Eukaryota, Metazoa, Chordata, Actinopteri, Cypriniformes, Danionidae. The transcript has 7 exons.
CUCGUCCUCCUCCAACAUAACUUGUCUUUGUCCCAUAGAGGUCUGUCCCGUCUGAAGAACUGCAGGCUAGCUUUCCACUGAAACUGCACUUCUGCUUGAUUGGGAAACGUUGGCUAAACUCACCCUGGAUGUUUGUAAUGGCUCUCAUGCGACUACGGCCCAUGCCUUUGACCCUUUUGUCCCCAGGAGGAAGAUUUUCUGUUUGUGUGAAUAAUAGUGAUGUGAUGUACAGGGUCUCUGUGUUACAGUCUGCCUGGCCUCUAGCUUCUUAUAAGACAGUUAUAGCGUAUAAUAUUCCUCCAAAACAUCACCCAUUGACCAUCUCAACAUGGCGACUGGCAGUCAAGACAUUAGUGCUCCCCACUGCUGUCAACUCUCCUUUCUUUCAUGCUUUUCCAACACACCGGCAUUUCUCAAACGAAAGCCAGAAUGGCAGGCCUACUUUUAGCCACAAAAAAGCAUCAUCUGUCCUGGAGGGUGAGACGCUAGCCAUGGGCAUGUGGUCACUUGGCCUUGGGGCAGUGGGUGCUGCUAUUGCUGGAUUAAUACUUGCAAACACUGACUUCUUGCUGACUAAAUCUGCACCCGCUACUGUAGACUAUCUGGCGAACGCUGACCUCAAAACCAUCGACAGUGAUGAGAGGUCUUUAAAAGCAAAAGCUCUUUGGGAGAAAUCAGGUGCAGUGAUCAUGGCUGUCCGGCGACCUGGAUGAUUUUUGUGCAGAGAGGAGGCCUCUGAGCUGUCCUCUCUGAAGCCCCAGCUGGAUGAGCUCGGGGUCCCUCUGUAUGCCGUUGUGAAGGAGAAUGUGGGUACAGAGAUUCAGGACUUCAGGCCUCACUUUGCUGGGGAGAUCUUCCUAGAUGAAAAGCAAGCAUUUUAUGGACCACAGCAGCGGAAGAUGGGGGGACUUGGUUUCAUUCGUUUGGGAGUUUGGCAAAACUUUGUAAGGGCCUGGAGGGCGGGUUACCAGGGCAACAUGAAUGGAGAAGGCUUCAUCUUGGGAGGAGUGUUUGUCAUGGGAUCUGGCGAACAGGGGGUUCUUCUAGAGCACAGAGAGAAGGAGUUUGGAGAUAAAGUCAGCUUGGAGUCUGUUUUGGAAGCUGCGAAGAAAGUUGUGGUAGAAAAGUAAAUGCUGUCUAAGUUUGUUAGUUGCAGCCAAGCUUGUUCAAAAUAGUUUGAAAUAGGAAAGUUCUCCCUGGGUUUAAAGUCACAGUCCACCUCAUCACACUUCAUUUCUCCUGCUAAUGCUGUGAAUUGAGAGAAAAGCUCAGGUUUAUUUAAUUGUUUGGUACUGACAGAGCUAGUUGACAAAGCCAUGGAGUUGCAUGUGGCCUCAUUUUUAAUUUAGGUGCUUUAGUUCGACAAAUUAAGAGAAAUAUUGUGAAAUUAAGUAAUAUUGUUUUUGCACUUUAGAAACGGUGUGUAAGAAAUCAUUGUAUCGUUGUUUUUCACCUCAGUGUGUUCCUUUGGCUGCCUGCUGCCACAUCGGUGGUGUUUACUGGUGUGUGUAUUAAUGAUAGUCUGACUCCAAACUCAGUGUAGAAAGAGCAGAUUUGAUGUCAACACAUGCUUGUAUACCUGCUGGCUUUGGUCAGUGAGCAGGCAAAGGUUCAGCUGUGGGUGGACACAAUAUACAAUAAACAUGUCAUCCUUAAAA